UGCUCGGAAGUAUGGUUUCCACAACUGGCGAUCAACAUAGCCCAUUGUUAUUAUUGUGCAAUCUCACACAUUUUUGACCUUUUGAGCACUUUUAUGGAAGCAAAAGAAACUAAUAUACAUUUAUAGAUAUUACGCAAAUAUAUUGCUUGGCGUACGCAAGGGACUGGUGAAAGUGAAAAUUGAAAAUUGCUAUUAGUGACAUGUCGGGGUUGAGGACAAGUUUAAUCACUUUCACUCUGGGUGCCUUGGUAGUUGUAUCCACAGUCACUAGCAUUGCACAUGCCCUGCCUUCACCUCAGUCAUCAAGCAAUGUUUCUACUGACUGUAUUAGCCUGUCUCAGGUUCAAAUAUCAACAGACUAUGUGGAGAGGCCUGGACAAGGUCCAGCAGCUUACACUGGUGACAAUGUGACAGUCACCUUUAAUGUGUCAUUCGGUGCCCUGGAUGCCAGUGUUUUUGACUUGGAGGUUGUUUCCCUGAAGAUACCGCAUUUCACUUAUUCCAAUAACUGUGCUUCUGAUAUCAAUAACAUUACAACCUGCAAUGUCACGUUUCAAAGCUAUGUUGAAGUGCUGAAUACAGAAGUACAAGUUGUAGAUGGUGUAGACUUUCUCCAGGCUAAUUCAACCACCAUUACAACUACACCAAAAGCUGUUGAUUUUUCAUGGGGAUCAAACUUUGCCGAUUAUGGGAAUUUCUCCAAUACUACUCUACAGUUUACUGUAGUACUGAGAGUAAAUGAGUCUGUGACACCAGCAACAUCGUAUAACUUCACUGCUGCAGUUAAUACAACAUGUGAUGCCUUGAAUUAUGGAAUGGUGUCGUCUUCCAAAUCUCUGUUCAUUGGGAAGGUGGAUGUCCUCAUCAAUGUGUUCUCCAAUCCACAGAAAGUGCAAGCUGGGGAUACAGCACACUUUUGGAUGUACGUUAGGCCAGCGGAGUCUGUGCUUGGAAAUUUAACUGUUAAUCAGAUUAAAGUUAACUUGGGUCAACAUACCAAUUUCCUUGCUGCAUCCCUGGCGGCUCCAACAAUGACAAAUCUCUCCAUAUCAGAGAAUGUCUUAACCACUACUGGAUUUUCCAUUGGUGUCCUGGGACAUGGUCCGAGCCUGGAUGCCAAUGUUGAUGUCAAUGUGACUGUCAAAGAUACCGUUCCUCUUGGUGGUGUUGCUUUUGGUGGCGCUGUUACAUUGCUGUAUCAGCAUGGUUUGACAGCCCUGUCAUUUUUCCUGGCCUUGCUGCUGGGGGCAGCCAUUGUGUUCUUGAUAGUUGUGGUGUAUGUUAAAGUAGCAAAGAAUGGCAUUGGUAAUGAAGUUGCCCCAUCCACAGACAAUCUGCGACAUGGCCUAAUAACAAAUGCAAACCAUGCCAUGAAGAAAGGCUACAAGAAUAUCAAGGAUCAGAGCACUGUUGAUGAAGAAGAAAGUUUGGUUGUUAUUCACUGUAUGGGAGAUCCAUUGCAGAAGAACAGAGCUCUAGACAGCAUUGACAUUGCAUCUACCAUCACAACUGAUACAGAAAUUGAGAAACAGCGUUACAAUUCCUCACAGCAAGCUUUAACCAUGCUUAUUGAAAGUUUGAGAAAAAAUGGUGACAUCAGUCGCCAAAAGGAAGAAGCUGCCCUUAAGGAGUUUAUGAGGAAAGUCAAAGAAAUGGAAGCUAGCAUGGAGAAUCAGUACAAAGUUGCCAUGGAGGAGGUGUUUAGAAUGAUUAGUAUAAAGAAUAAGGAACAAAUAUCAAUCAUUUUGAAGAAACAAAAAGAAGAAAAGGAUAAAUUGGAGAGACAGAUGAAUACUGCCUCCGAUGAGGAGAAAGCAGAAGUGUUUGAAAUACUGAGAAAAGAGCAUGAUAUUCAGCAGCAAGAUGCCGUCCAUUUACUGAAACUGGAACAGGAUGAGGAGUCGGAGAAACUAAGGAAGGAAUUUUCUAUCAAAAAGAGAGCUGCAGUUAAAGAUAUACAAAGGCAAUGUCUGUCACAGAUUGUUGAACAAGGAGAACUGAACCAACAGCAAGCUGACUGGAUAAUAAAUGAGCAUCAGAAAAACCAGGAGAAGGUUGAUAAGAUCUAUGAUGAUGAGGUAUCCAGACAGAGAGCCGCACUGGAGGAGAAGUUGACCAGACGAAGGAUGCUGGCCAGUAUGGCGGAUGGCGAGGAGGAUGAGUAUAGCGAGGUGCUGAACACGUUGGCAGAGCAGGAAUUGCAAGUGGUGCAAAAGUUGGAAAAACAAGAAAUAAUGGAUGAAGAUGAUGCAGAACGAUACAGAGAAGAAAUUGCAAGGGAGAUGCUGGCAGCCAAGAACAGAUAUGACACUGAACGUGCCAGACAGGAAGCUGAGUUAAAGAAGAGAUUGAGAGAAGCUAAGAAACAAAAGUUGGCUGAGAAGGCAAAAUUCCAACAACAAGAAUUGGAUGAGUUACAAAAGAAACAAAAAGAAGAACAGGCACAAGACAAUGUUGAUCCUAUAGCCGUAAUAGAAAAACAAGCAAUAAUGACUUCAAAACACAGGGCUGAGAUGACAGAACUAGAAAAUCAAAUUGACUUGGAACAGACAAGAGAACUUCUGACAUUACGUGAAAAAGUCACAGAUGAGACAAAAGAACAAUUAGAAACCAACCGCCAAGCAUUUUUGGAUAAGUUGAAGAAUAACGGCUUCAUGGAGGAUGACCAAAUCAAACAGAUACUUAAACAGCACAAUUUACAAUUGAAUAAGCUUGAGCUGGCACAACAGACUGAUAGAGAGAAGCAGCAAGAAAACUUACAGAGAAAGUUAAAAGAAAAGAAAAAAGAGUUGCAACAAAGAAGAGAAGCAGAAAAGCUGGAGCAAGAACAAAUCAGAGAAUAUGAAAAGAAUCUGACAAAGAAAAUGCUUGAUAACCAAGUUGCAGUAUCUGAUGAAGAGAGAGAUAGGAUUAUGAAGGAACAUGAGAAACAAAUGGUGAAGCUGGAAAAUUCACUGACUCUUAAUAAACUGCACCAGAAGAGAAUGUUGGAGAAAAAGUUGACUGAGAAAAGAGCAAAGCACAUGGAAACACUUGAGAAGAAGCAGUUAAAAGAAACAAAGAGAGUAGAAAAGAAACUGAAGACUGCUGAUGAGGAGGAAGAGGAACAACACCAAGCAGCUAUUGCUCUGAUGAGGAAACACGCUGAACAGAAGCUGGCUGUGCUUCAGGGAGACAAAUUAAAACUGGAAGAAGAAAUGGAGCAGAUACGUGAAGAUAUGAUCAAGGAGCGUGCUGCUGCUCUAAAAGCUCAAGAGGACCAGCUGGGGGCCAUGGUGGCAGAAAUGCAGCUGAAGAAGGCAGAAGAGCUAUCUAAAAUUGAUCAACAACAGAAGGCCAUUUUCAACUUAAAAUCCAGUUUAAUGGAGGAGCUAAACACCCAGGGAGUAAUGUCUGACCCUGACACUCAGAGAGUGCUGGAGAAACACCAGGAACAGCAGGAACAAUUGAAUAAAAAGCUAGAGCAACAAAAGGAAAGGCAACAGAGGCUGCUCCAAGAGAAAUUAAGUGAAAAAAUGAUGCAGAGAGAGAAGACUAUGAUGAUGGAGCAUGAGGACCAACUCAAAUCUCUCCUCCAAACUACUUCCAACAAAACUGCAGCCAGGUUCAAGGCCGUGUCGCUGAAGAUAAAACAGGCAGCCGAGCUAGAGGCUAUGAAAAAUGACGCAGUCACAGAAAUGAACCAGAAGAUUGAGAGCAUGAAAAGAGAAUUCAAUAUGAAGCACAUGCAGGCCGUUCAACAGAAGGAACUUGAAUUUAUAAGUGGUCUUGUGAAGGUUGGUCAAUUCAAUGAGAAGGAGGUUGCUGACAUGAUCAACUGGCUCUUCCCAAUGAAGGACACCGAGGAAAAGAAUAAGCUUCUCCAGAUGGUGUAUCAAGGGGAUGAUGCCACCAAGAAAAAUGAAAGGCCUAAAACUGGACUUGGAGAGCGAGCACGUUUGGCAACACUAGCGCAUGUCACACCAGAAUCUUCCAGAAAAACUAAGUCAGCCAAGAAAAGUGCCAAGAAAAGAGAGCCCAGUGCCAGUGCAAGAAGAAACUCUGGAUUAGAUGAAGAGGGGGGUUUGCCACCAGUGUCAGCCAAAGGUAGAAGGAAAGGCUCAGCACAAAGACGAUGACAAGUAAUUUCAAUGCUGAAACAUUCCAUUUGAUGUAGAUAUAUAGUGAACUUUCACCAAAUAUUGUUAAUACCGUUUUAUUUAUUAUUUUAUUGUGAUGGCAUGUGGAGAAAGGUAUUGAAAGAUGUUGAAGUUGGUUUACUUAUUACAGAUAUGUAAAAUAUGUCUGUAGAGAGCAUAACACUUAGAAUGUGUAGAAGUUUUAAUUAAUUCAAUACCAAGUAAUAUGAAUGAUUUAAGCUGCAUGCAUAUGUGCAGAUUUAUCUCAUAUUUAUACACCAUUAUUAGAGAUGAUUAUUGUAUAGUUUUACAUUUGUGUAAUAUAUUAGUACUUAUAUAUAUUAAGGUAUUUUGAUUAUAAAUAUUUUUACAAAGUAUUGUGGAUUUUUACAGUUGCUAUUGUAUAUAUUUUACACUAUUACUUUGGUCAAGUUCAAACAAAUUUACAUCAUGUCUGUGCCUACAUUUUUUUUUGUUUGGAUAUAAGAUUGUGCAUAGUACCCAUCCAAUAAGUGAUUUUAAGAUAACAUUCCAUUUUCAUACUGAUGUUUAAUUUGUAGCUAGUUGUACAUAUUGACCUGCCAUGUAUUGUGUACACAAUAAAUGUCAGGUAAUGGCUUUUUU
This is a messenger RNA of Lingula anatina, 4742 nucleotides long. RefSeq lists its product as uncharacterized. Lineage: Eukaryota; Metazoa; Brachiopoda; Lingulata; Lingulida; Lingulidae. Gene Ontology annotation, cellular component: ciliary membrane; plasma membrane protein complex. The record is from RefSeq and is a predicted model, not a curated record. Gene Ontology annotation, biological process: smoothened signaling pathway.